CCAAACAGCGCCGGGAUUGGCCGGCUGCGUUACCGACAUUCUGCCGAUGGAAGCUCAUGGUGUCCGAAAUUUAUGAUGUCGACGCUCUAGUCCGACGUCGCCAUAAGACAUUAUUAAGUCGCCUCCACCUCCGGCGAUGUGCACAAUUGCGUCCAACACCCCCCCUUCUCGACCGACCCCGAUAAUACACCCGCUCUUCUUCUCCUCUACACGCAUCCCUUCGUUUAUCUCCUAAUUGCCCGUCUUCGUUUCCGAGUUGCCCAGCGCGGGGGGCUGCCACCACUGCCGUCCUUCCAUCCCCUCUACCCACAGCUUCCCGACAGCUCCCGCCGACCAUGAUUCCUCGAUCCCGCCUCUCCGGGCGCCUCAUCCUCGAGCGUUCCGCCGCGCAUGCAUCCCGAGCACCCUCCGAAGCCAUCGCACGAAGAUGGGCCUCAUCCCCAGCUUACCGGAAUCCUCAUAUUUGCGGCCGCCGACUACCGGCCCUGCAGCCGCGACUAGUUGGGGCGGCUUUUUCCACGUCGGCUAGGCUGGCCAAGAAGGAGGACAAGGACAAGAGCUUCUUCGACUCAGCGAUAGAGCCCCCAACAGAGCCUCUCUCCGAGGAGGAAGCCCAGGCAAAUCUCGAGCACCAGCGGAAAGAGGCCGAGGAGAAGCUCACAGCCGAUGCGAAGAACACGGGCUCCGACUCAUCAGCUCCCGCCAAGAACGAUGGCGGCAACCAAUCGCCGGAUAACAAAGCAGGCAGUGCCGCAGGAGGCGCUGCUGGCUCCGGCUCUGGCAACGAUGGUUCUGGGGGUGAGGGUGGUAAGCGGGGCCGAAAGUCCGCCGAGAAGGCCCUCCAGAAGCCUGUCGUUCCCGAGGUAUACCCUCAGGUUCUAGCGAUUCCCAUUGCUCGACGACCACUCUUCCCCGGCUUCUACAAGGCAAUCACCAUCAAGGACCCCGAUGUUGCAACCGCCAUUACGGAGUCGAUCAAGCGCGGCCAGCCGUACGUCGGUGCCUUCUUGUUCAAGGACGAGAACGAGGACGAGGAUGUCAUCCGCAACCCGGACGAUGUGUACGAUGUCGGCGUGUUUGCCCAAAUUACGAGUGCCUUCCCUAUCCAUGGGCAGGAGGGCGCCCUGACUGCUAUCCUUUACCCCCACCGCCGCAUUCGACUAUCCAGCCUGCUGCCUCCCGGUGGCCCGGACGCCAAGAAGUCCGAUGCUAAGACCGAACCGAUCCCCGAACCAAUUCCUCAGAAAGCCGUCGAGGAGGAAACCACCCAAGAUAAGAAGGGGGAUGUUGUGGCUAGUUUCGAAGAGAGCGCCGUGGAGAAGAUGCCCGACCAGACGACUGAGAAGUACGAGCCCACCUCGUUCCUCAAGAAAUACCCUGUUAGCUUGGUCAAUGUGGAGAACCUCGCCGACGAGCCCUACGACCCCAAGAGCCCCGUUAUCCGAGCCGUCACCAAUGAGAUCGUCAACGUCUUUAAGGAGGUUGCCACUAUGAACAACCUCUUCCGGGACCAGAUUUCUACUUUCUCCAUGAGCCAGUCGACUGGCAACGUGACGUCAGAACCAGCCAAGCUUGCUGAUUUCGCUGCUGCCGUGUCAUCCGGUGAACAGAAAGAGCUCCAAGAGGUGCUUGGUUGCCUUAACGUGGAAGAGAGGAUGCAGAAGGCUCUCGUGGUGCUCAAGAAGGAGCUCAUGAACGCCCAGUUGCAGUCCAAGAUCAGCAAAGAUGUGGAGAACAAGAUUAGCAAGAGGCAGCGAGAGUAUUGGCUCAUGGAGCAGAUGAAGGGCAUCCGCCGAGAGCUUGGCCUCGAGUCUGACGGCAAGGACAAGCUCGUUGAGAAGUUUAAGGAGAAGGCCAAUAACCUAGCCAUGCCCGAUGCGGUCCGCAAGGUGUUUGACGAGGAGCUUAACAAGCUCGCUCAUCUCGAGACGGCCGCUUCCGAGUUCAACGUGACAAGGAACUACCUGGACUGGCUCACCCAGAUCCCCUGGGGUCGCAGAAGCCCUGAGAACUUUGGCAUCCCCAACGCCGUAAAGGUCCUUGACCAGGACCACCACGGACUGAAGGAUGUGAAGGACCGCAUCCUCGAGUUUAUUGCGGUGGGCAAGCUGCGCGGCACCGUCGAGGGGAAGAUUCUCUGCUUCGUCGGACCUCCUGGUGUUGGCAAGACUAGCAUCGGAAAGUCAAUUGCUCGCGCUCUCAACCGAGAGUACUACCGAUUCAGUGUCGGUGGCUUGACGGAUGUGGCUGAGAUCAAGGGACACCGAAGGACCUACGUGGGAGCCUUACCUGGUCGCAUCAUUCAGGCCCUGAAGAAGUGCCAGACCGAGAACCCCCUCAUCCUGAUCGACGAGAUUGACAAAAUUGGUCGCGGAUACCAGGGUGACCCUUCAUCUGCACUUCUUGAGCUGCUCGACCCCGAGCAGAACAACUCUUUCUUGGAUCACUACAUGGAUGUUCCAGUCGACCUGUCCAAGGUUCUAUUCGUCUGCACGGCCAACAUGACCGACACAAUUCCCCGACCACUCUUGGACCGAAUGGAGCUAAUCACCCUCUCCGGUUAUGUUUCGGAUGAGAAGAUGGCUAUUGCCGAGCGAUACCUGGCACCUGCUGCCAAGGAGGCUGCGGGUCUCAAGGACGCCGACGUCAAUCUUAGCGAGGAGGCCAUCGAGGAGUUGAUUAAGUCGUACUGCCGAGAGUCAGGUGUCCGAAACCUCAAGAAGCAGAUCGAGAAGGUCUACCGGAAAUCGGCCCUUAAGAUCGUCCAGGAGCUGGGCGAGGAGGUUCUUCCCGAGGAGGAUGCGCUGACUGACGAGGAUAAAGCCGCCCUGGACGAGGCUGAGAAGAAGGCUGAGGAGGGCAAGGAGGCGAACCUGGAGGCGUCGGCUGAGCCAGGCGAGGUCAAGACUACAGAGAAGCCCCGCAAGGCGCUUAAGGUCCCCGACUCUGUCCACGUCGUCAUUGGCAAGGACAACCUCACUGACUACGUCGGCCCCCCCGUCUUCACAUCGGACCGCCUCUAUGAGGUAAGCCCACCGGGUGUUUCGAUGGGCCUGGCGUGGACCCAGAUGGGUGGCGCCGCCAUGUACAUCGAGUCCAUCCUGCAGGCGCCCCUGCGACCCUCCACCCGGCCAAACCUCGAGAUUACUGGUAACCUCAAGACGGUGAUGAAGGAGUCGACCACUAUCGCCUACUCUUUUGCCAAGUCUUUCAUGGUCAAGCAGUUCCCAGAUAACCACUUCUUCAACAAGGCCAAGAUGCACUUGCAUGUGCCCGACGGUGCUGUGCCCAAGGACGGGCCCUCGGCUGGAAUCACAAUGACUACCUCUAUGCUCUCCCUCGCUCUCGAUGUCCCUGUCGACCCGACUGUCGCCAUGACCGGAGAGAUCACCCUGACAGGCAAGGUCCUCCGCAUCGGCGGGCUCCGCGAGAAGACCGUCGCCGCUCGACGUGCAGGCUGCAAGACGGUUAUUUUCCCCAAGGACAACAUGUCUGACUGGCUGGAGCUGCCCCAGAACAUUAAAGAAGGUAUCGAGGGCCACCCUGUGGCCUGGUAUCCCGAAGUCUUUGACCUCAUUUUCCCCAACCUCGACCGCGACCAGGCCAACAAGUGCAAGGUUUGCGAGUGGAAGUCUCAGCAGAAGAAGAGCGACACCGAGGCCGCCGCUGAGGAGGACGACUAGACGCGUAUGAGAGGAUUUACUACUUCUCGCCCGCGCUUGCCACAUGCCUACUGACACGCACCGACCAGGAGGCGACGUCCGUACGGCUCGUAGGCACAAGCUCCGCGGAGAACGAGAGCGAGAGCGAGGGGAAGACACUUGCAGGGCAUUUUGGGGGCGUUUGGGCACCGGGCAAGAAACCUAGAUGGAAACAAUCAUAAAGACUCCUACUCUGUUAUACCAACAUGUGGAUCCUUGUACUUUUAGAAACACGCCCAGUAGCAGCAUUAGUGGUUAUUUGGGGAGGUGGAGAGGCAGCAGCAGCAGUAGAUGUGAGCAUGUUGACAACAUCUCCGUGUAUAAUUGUACAUUUUGGACAACCGAUAUUACUACCUACA
Molecule: messenger RNA, 4060 nt
Organism: Ilyonectria robusta
Lineage: Eukaryota; Fungi; Ascomycota; Sordariomycetes; Hypocreales; Nectriaceae
Product: Lon protease C-terminal proteolytic domain-containing protein
Exons: 2
Coding region: 336-3683 (1115 amino acids)
Biological process (GO): protein quality control for misfolded or incompletely synthesized proteins; mitochondrion organization; protein catabolic process
Cellular component (GO): mitochondrial matrix
Molecular function (GO): serine-type endopeptidase activity; ATP-dependent peptidase activity; single-stranded DNA binding
Source: RefSeq, a predicted model, not a curated record